Branchiostoma belcheri (Belcher's lancelet) is the source of this 1442-nucleotide messenger RNA. RefSeq names its product E3 ubiquitin-protein ligase RGLG1-like. The record is from RefSeq and is a predicted model, not a curated record. The transcript has 3 exons. The coding region runs from base 274 to 1260 and encodes 328 amino acids. NCBI's taxonomy places the organism in Eukaryota, Metazoa, Chordata, Leptocardii, Amphioxiformes, Branchiostomatidae.
GCACAGUGCAGCACAGUUCGUCCUGUCGGGCGGGUUGUACAUGUACGUGUUUCCCGCAGACUUUCCCGGCUUUCUGCCCACAUUGCAAGCUUCCACGGCGACUAACAGAACACGGGAAGUCUUCUGCCGGUUUCACCAUGUUGCCAUGGCAACCUGAUGUGACAAAGACGUCGCCAUGGUAACUGUGUAGCCGCCUGUCUGGUGCCUCGGACCACAGUUCCCACCGCCCCCCGCCGUGCGUGGACCGCCCCAAACCCGCGCCCGCCGGUCGUCAUGAAUGUGCUGUACGUGGUGGGCGUGUCCGAUAGCUGCGUCUCCAUGUUGUCCCUUGUGCUGUUCAUAGGUGCCUUCACGGUGAUGAUGGUCCUGUUCCAUCACUACAAACCCAAGACGGAGAAAGAGCUGGAGGAGGAGAAGAGGAGGGCGAAAGGUCGGCAGGACAGCCUCUGCACCGCGUUCGAGCUUCUCCGCGCGGACAUGUCGCACUUCGACGCCAUUGAGGACAAGUUCAGCAACUACGAGCAGGUCACGAAGGCCAUGAAGGCCGCCGGGCUCGUCUGCUGUAACUUGAUCAUCGGCGUGGAUUUCACGGCGAGUAACGAGUGGCAGGGCCGGAGGACGUUUGGGGGGAAGUGCUUACACGCCCUGUCGGGGAAGAAAAUCUACAACCCUUACCAGAAAGUCAUCUCCACCAUCGGGCAAACCCUGCAGCCGCUUGACGAGGACAACCUGAUUCCGGUCUUCGGGUUCGGAGAUUCUCGUACGAAGGAUAAGGAGGUGUUCCCCUUCAGGCCGGACGGUUCGCCCUGCCAGGGACACGACCAGGUGCUGAUCCACUACGGCGCGAUCGUGAAGGAAGUCGCGCUCAGCGGGCCGACGAGCUUCGCGCCUUUGAUCCACAAGGCCAUCGACAUCGUCCAGCAGCAGAAGGGCUACCACAUCCUGCUGAUCAUCGCGGACGGGCAGGUCAAGGACGAGGGACCCACGAGAGACGCCAUCGUCGAGGCGUCAAACUUCGCCCUCAGCAUCAUCAUGGUGGGGGUCGGGGACGGCCCCUGGGGGGUCAUGAAGGAGUUCGACGACAGGCUGCCGGAAAGGAAGUUCGACAACUUCCAGUUCGUGGACUACCACACGGCGGUGAAGAGGACUCGGUACCCGAGCGCAGCCUUCGCGCUGCACUGCCUGAUGGAGGUGCCGGAUCAAUACAAGGCCAUCUCCAGGCUUGGGUACCUCGACUGCAAACACGUGGAUGCCGGCUGACUUCCGUGCCACCGGAGGAUUACAAACUUAACCUUCAGCUUGCUAAGGAAGAUUGUUUGGUACCAAAUUUGUAUUGAAUACUGGGUUAGGACACACCCAGUGUGUCUUUGUGUAUCUUUUGGCACCCGAUAUCAGCCAUGCUGCCUGGGUGGCCAAUGUAUUGCCUCGUUGCAAUAUUGAAU